GCGGCGGAGGCGGAAGAUGGCGGCGGCGAAGCGGAGCGUCCUCUCCUCGUUGGCGGUUUAUGCUGAAGAUUCGGACCCGGAGUCGGACAGCGAGGCCGGGACGGCGGGAAGCGAUGGGGGAGCGGCUACGGGAGAGAAAGGAGGCCUGGUCUCGGUUGGGUACGGAGAUGACGACUUCACCCGCCUGGAUGGGGACGAGGACGGGUAUGAAGAAGAGGAUGAUGAGAACAGCAGGCAGUCAGAAGAUGACGAUUCAGAGACUGAAAAACCUGAGGCUGGUGACCUAAAGGAAUUCUCAGAACUGGAGAAAAGAGACCCUCAGGAGCUAGUUGCUUCUUUUUCAGAGAGAGUGCGGAACAUGUCUCCAGAUGAGAUCAAAAUCCCUCCUGAGCCUCCUGGCAGAUGUUCUAACCACUUGCAGGAUAAAAUUCAAAAACUAUAUGAGAGGAAAAUAAAAGAGGGCAUGGAUAUGAAUUACAUCAUUCAGAGGAAAAAGGAGUUCCGCAACCCCAGCAUCUAUGAAAAGCUGAUCCAGUUUUGUUCCAUUGAUGAACUUGGUACAAAUUAUCCAAAGGACAUGUUUGAUCCUCAUGGCUGGUCAGAGGAUUCAUAUUAUGAGGCGCUAGCUAAAGCUCAGAAGAUUGAAAUGGACAAAUUGGAGAAGGCCAAGAAGGAACGCACAAAGAUUGAAUUUGUGACUGGCACUAAAAAGGGUACAACAACAAGUGCUGCUUCUACAACCACCACAACAGCCAGUACCACUGUGGGAGAUGCCCAGAAGAGAAAGAGCAAGUGGGACUCGGCCAUCCCCGUGACAACGAUAGCUCAGCCCACCAUCCUCACCACUACUGCAACGCUGCCAGGUGUUGUCACAGUGACAACCAGCGCAAGUGGAUCCAAAACUACAGUCAUAUCAGCUGUUGGCACCAUUGUGAAAAAGGCAAAGCAGUGACUGGUGUGCUGGGCCUGGAUUUUCGGACUUAAUUGUCAUUGAAGCCAUUGUUCUUGGAAGGGAGGGGUAGCUUUCGCCUUUGGUAAAAGACUACAAGAUUCUUUGAAACAGACCACAGUUCCCAUUUGAAAGAAUGGGGGCAGGAGCAGGCAUGCCAGCUGUGUGCCCACAGGAAUGGACCUCUGCCGAAAAUGCCUCUGCCUUUUCUUGCUGUGGGAAGAACCAGUCUGUGUGUGUUGUGCUGGAGGAAGGUGGUAUGUGGAGUCAGCUUGAAAAGUUAGCUUAUUAAAUUACUGUGUUAGGUUCUUCUUUCCUACUUGCAAGUCUGGUUUGGGGGGAAAAAAAAGGCAAGUAGUGAAGGAAUAUCAGUAUUACCCUUGUGUAUUCUAGGUCAGGCUCAAAGGCUGCUAGCAGCUUGUGGUCUGUGCCUCCCUCACACAUGUUAACUCUGUUCCAAGGGAAUUAAAGCAGAGGCAGUUGGUCAGUUUCCAUCUUCAAAUGUGUAGCAGAGACUUGAAGCGAUCUACACCUAUGAAUGUAGACUCACUCUUUAUCAUAGUACUGACAUCUGUACCUGUGUGCAUAUCUGUGUAGAUCUUAGUGACCACAUGUUAAAUAGUUGAACUAUUGAGGAAACUGUGCUGAAAUAGUCUUGUUACCGUCUUGCAGGGAUGGAGAUUUCUAUGCAGAACCCAUAAGCUGUAGAGGUUUGAUUUGUGAACUCAUUUGCAAAGACCUGUGCAGGAAACUCUUCCAUUGCUGUGGAAUGAGAUUGGACAGCAGACAAGCAGAGGAGUGUGUCUGAUCUUAAUCGUGAUAUUGUCCAUCUUUUGUACUAGAUAGUGAUGUACUGUGAAAUGCACACAUGGCAGUUACUGCUUGCUCCACUGUUGUGAAAAAGUAUUUUCAGUUGAAAAUUUUAUUGUAUAAAUCUUCUUACCUGUGUAGCAAAAAAUUAUUAUAAAAACGGAAAAGUC
Messenger RNA from Gavia stellata (red-throated loon), 1929 nucleotides. It is a transcript of the gene SAP30BP, whose product is annotated as SAP30 binding protein. NCBI's taxonomy places the organism in Eukaryota, Metazoa, Chordata, Aves, Gaviiformes, Gaviidae. The transcript has 11 exons. The record is from RefSeq and is a predicted model, not a curated record. Bases 17 to 952 code for a protein of 311 amino acids. Gene Ontology annotation, biological process: regulation of DNA-templated transcription. Gene Ontology annotation, cellular component: nucleus.